AAAAAUCACAGAUCUCAUCAGUUUCUACUUGCUGCCAUUGAGAAUUCCUAGUGAUAGCCACAAUGGCUUUUCGCUCUGUAUUUCUUGUUUUCUUAGCUGGCCUGGCAUUUUUCUCUGAAGCUACACCGCAGGGCUCUUCUGAUUCCAAGCAUCCUCUUGUUGUAAGAAUUCUGGAUUCAGUCCGAGGAAGUCCAGCUCCAAAUGUUCCAGUUAAGUUAUAUAAAGCAGCUGCAGAUGGAUCUUGGGAACUGUUAAAUUCAAAACAAACCAAUGAAAACGGAGUGCUUCAAGAGCUUACAACUAAAGAACAAUUUGUAACAGGGAUAUAUAAGAUUGAGCUUGAUACAGCCUCUUACUGGAAGAAACUGGGUUUGAAUCCCUUCCAUCAGCAUGCUGAUGUGGUAUUCACAGCUAACGAUGUUGGUUAUCGACAUUACUUCAUCGCUACUGUCCUCAGUCCCUUUUCUUACUCAACUACAGCAGUAGUCAGUGAGCCGGUGGAAUAGAAACUCGACAUUAAGCAUAAGGCUUUAGAUGUGUAAAUUAAAGUUUCCAUAAACUCUACCGAAUAGUUUCUGACUUUGGUAACGGUUUUAGAAUUUACAUAGCACUUCCCAGAGUAAAUCACUAACAGCAAACGUCAAGUUGUUUAUUCCUUUUGUUAACUUUAGGAAGAUGUAUUGACUUUGCUUUCAAUCACUCUUGUGAAUAAAAGCAUUCAGAGAAACACA
This is a messenger RNA of Lagopus leucura (white-tailed ptarmigan), 731 nucleotides long. RefSeq names its product transthyretin-like. The record is from RefSeq and is a predicted model, not a curated record. Gene Ontology annotation, biological process: purine nucleobase metabolic process. Lineage: Eukaryota; Metazoa; Chordata; Aves; Galliformes; Phasianidae. Gene Ontology annotation, molecular function: thyroid hormone binding. The coding region runs from base 63 to 506 and encodes 147 amino acids. The transcript is spliced from 4 exons.